AUGGAAGCCGCACAAACUCAGUCAGCGCCAACAUCAACUACGGCCGCCCCACCUCCCACAUCUUCACAAUCUCAAAAGCUCAAGGAUUCUUGUGACAAUUGUUCCUCCUCUAAAGUGCGCUGUACGAAAGAAAAACCGUCGUGUGCACGGUGCGAAAAGUCGGGAUAUGCAUGUUUCUACAGCCCUGCACGACGAGUUGGACGACCAUACCGACCUAAAAUGCCCUCACCGGCAGAAAAAGACGGCGAGGAACCAGAACGGCCGCAUUCUACCAAGGCCAUAAGGACCACCCAAGUUGUAGAUGAGGGAGAGAGACCAUCUUCUCUGUUCAAAAAAUUGUCGUCGCAAGUGGAUGCGGACCGCAAUAGCUCCAUUGUCAAUCUCAGACCCAGUGAACAUGAUCCAUCCUUCAAAACGCAACAACCAACAGGCACUGUGGCUGAAACUCAUAGGCACAAGGUCGGCCAAGACUGCGUAUUGGUCGUCAUGGACCUAUUCUGCGAAUUGGAAGUUCAGACCGAGCAGCUCAGGAGCUCAUCAUUGGUAGACUACCGCCUAGCUAACUCGACGGCGCAGACCAUCGUCGCCGCACUUCGCCGCCUCUUCACCAUUUUGAUAUGUCCUUGUUCUGAGCGCGCUGAGCUUGGCAUGUUGGUAUAUGCCAUCUGCAUGACCAUCAUCGAUAUGCACGCCAUGACACUCACCAAGUCCGUUCGCAACAACCCACCGCCACCGGUGCUGGUUCAGACAGGUCUUUGGCAUGAUCAUGGAGCGUCUGCUCAGGAGCCGCCGGAAAACGAAGCCGUUGCUAUGCUGAUAUUAGGAAAGCUAUCCAAGAUGGCCAAGUUAAUUUUGCAAUUCAUAGAGCGGUACAGUGGACAUUUGGGGGCUAAACCGCCCCUUCAGGAAGACCACGAGAUCCCAUCCGACAUUUUGCCAAUUUUGGGCAGCCUCAUGCGGGAAAGGCUUCAGCAAACUAUUGAUGACGCAACAUACUGGCUAGGAUAG
Messenger RNA from Penicillium coprophilum, 1008 nucleotides. Its product is annotated as Zn(II)2Cys6 transcription factor domain-containing protein. The record is from RefSeq and is a predicted model, not a curated record. Gene Ontology annotation, biological process: regulation of DNA-templated transcription. Gene Ontology annotation, cellular component: nucleus. Gene Ontology annotation, molecular function: zinc ion binding; DNA-binding transcription factor activity, RNA polymerase II-specific. The coding region runs from base 1 to 1008 and encodes 335 amino acids. The transcript has a single exon. Lineage: Eukaryota; Fungi; Ascomycota; Eurotiomycetes; Eurotiales; Aspergillaceae.